Messenger RNA from Osmia lignaria (orchard mason bee), 3329 nucleotides. The record is from RefSeq and is a predicted model, not a curated record. NCBI's taxonomy places the organism in Eukaryota, Metazoa, Arthropoda, Insecta, Hymenoptera, Megachilidae.
UUGUAAAAUAUUUUAAACAAUCCUUGAGAAAUCCACAAUUUUCUCUUAAAAAACAUUAAUAACAAAAAAAUAAACCAGAAAUAGCAUUGAACUACAAGAAAAGAAAAGCACAAUUGAUAGUUUUGAAACGUGUCUGCAAAUACAUUGAACAUGUCUGGUAUAGCAACAUAUAUUGUUUGGAUGAAAUUGAAUUUUAAAUAGAAUUUUCAAAAACACAAUGAAAGACGUGUUUCUUGUUACUGUGGCAGAUGAUAAUGUAACUUUAUAUAUGUAGUAAAGAAAACACUAUAAACUGAUUAAAGACAAAUAUUACAAUGAUAAGAUUUUGGCAAUGAGUAUUCUCCUAAAAAGAAAUGUCACUUCAAAAAUUUUUAAAAUGCAAAGAGAAGAAAAACAACUGGAUUCAGCUCUGGAAGCUAUUAUUAUGAAAGUAAAUGACUUAAAAACAGCCAUUGCUGCAAUGAUUUACAAAUUGGAACAUGAGUAUGAAACUUUAAAUUGGCCUAACUUCCUUGAUAAUUUUGCACUUAUUUCAGGCCAUUUAACUAGUCUUUCAAAAAUCCUUGGACAUGAUAAAGCACCAAACUUAAGAAAUCUGACAGUUUUACCAUUACGAUUAAGUCCAGAAAAAGAUGAAGAUCUACUUCGUUUAACUGAAAAUAGAAUUUCUACAUUUGCUCAUGAUUUAGUACCAGAUUAUCUACGAACCAAAGUAGAGCCUCAAGCUGAACAAAAGAUGAUGCAGCUUGAAGCAAAAGCUGCGAAUCUAAAUUACGAAACUUCACACGACUGCAAUAAACAAGUGACACAAUACACAAAGGUUAUUAGUCAUGUAUGGGAUAUAGCAAAUAAAGCAAGAGAAGAAUGGGAAAGUGAAUCUGGAUCUAGAGCCGCACAAGCACAAACUAGUAGUACAGCGGAUACUCAUGCUCUUGUAGCAGCUGUGGGCGUUGGUAAAAGUUUAAAGUCUGAUUCGGUUCCAAUGGUUCAGUCUGGUGUAAAUUCUGUGUCGAGUGGAAUGAUGGUAGGUAGGCCCGGAAACCAACAACAAAGUUCAGGACAAGGAACUAUGGGAAAUUCAUCCAUGGGACAAAUGAGUAAAGCUCCAAGUACAAUUAAAACUAAUAUUAAAGCAGCCUCACAAAUUCAUCCAUAUAGACUAAAUUUAACACGAUAUUGAAUAAAUACUAUUAAAAGUCGAAAGUUUAUACAUACUUUCAGCUGCAUAUAACUGAAGAACAGCCCUUGCAAGAACAUAAAAGGAAUGUUCAUUGUGAGUUUUUACAGACAUGUUACACCAUCUGUCCGCUGGUUCUUGACAUGCUAAUCGUAAAAAUGGUUGUCUUAAGAAGAAACCAGUAUCAAAAUCAGAAUUAUUGAUUACAGUUUUAAGGCAAUUAGAUAAAGGAAAGUUGUUAAAAUACUGUUUUUUAAUCAAUGAAUCUGUUUGCAUACUUAUUGAUAUUGAAAGUUUAUGAUAACAGCAUGAAACCAUAAUGAAGAUACGUGCUACUUGCAUCUUAUAAAAUAUUUUUAUUGCAUCUAUACUUAGAUCUCCACAUGCAUGUAAACCAAUUAAACAAACAUCUGACUUUUCUUCAAAUUCAUUAUAUAAGAUGGUUUCUAUUGUUUCUGCAGAAGCACAUGUUAAAUUACAACAACUAUAUCUGACAUGUGCUAAUGAAUUAGGGUACAUCUUUGCUUGUCUAUCUUGAGCAUUAUUUAUAAUUGCUUGAUUUUUUUCUAAUCCAAGUACUUUAUAACCAUAUAAAUUAUGUAACAACUGACAGAUAUAUCCCUGUAAUAAAUACAUGUUAAAAAUAUUUCAAUUUUAUUAGCAGUAUUUAUAAACAUUUCUUACCAAACCUGCACCAAGAUCAACAAUAACUUUAAUGUUUUGCGAUGUACACUGCAUAUGUAUCAAAUGGGCUAAAUUCAUUAUUUCGUGUUGCUUUUUACAACUGAGUCCUAUUUGAAAGCUUUUUGGUAAUUUAGCUUCUACUAUAUUAUUUAUAGUUGGUAAUUGAUCUAUGUACCUACAUUUUUCAACAAAGAGUUUUAAAGUCUCAGACCACUCAGGCUAAAAUAUAAUAUUUUAAUACUGUUAAAAUACUUUUAUUCCAAGUUAUAAUUAACUAAUUAUUGUUGUUUCACUUAUGAAUUAUUUAAAUACCUGGUUUACCAACCUUUAUUCUUUUGCUUACAACAAAAUCAUUAAGUUCUUCAUUUUCUAAAAUUUGUAAUGCAUGCAACCAUUUUUUUGGAAAUAAAUCAAGUACGCCACUUGUUAGUAAGUCGGUGACUGGAAUAUUGUAAAGCCAUUGUGUUUCAUGAAAUAACUUUAAUGCAUCCAGAAAAUAUAUAGCCCUUACGUUUUUAGUUACACGUGCCAUCUAACAUUACAGAAAAUACGGGUAAACUUUACUUUACCGGACCCAAAAUUUUGGACCUUUUUUUUUUUGAAUCUAUAGUUUUUGAUGCGUAGAAUCUGAAAAUGCAAGUCUCAACUUUAGGAAUUCAGUGGUUAAAAAGUUAUAAGCGUGUAAAGUUUGACAUUUUUAGCGGAUUUGCUUCGUUACUGUGACGCCAUAUUGCCUUAGAUGUAUAACCUGAUUGGUCCUCGCAUAGCGUAGAACUAAACUUCUGCUUACCUUAAUUAAAAACAUAUUGUUUCCGAAUCGCUUUCAUCAUUGAUCCCAUGAGGUCUACGUUGUGACGGCAAAACCGUCGCCACAGAUAUUCGCAUAAGCGAUCGGCAAAUUCCUCAUCGUGAAAACGACCCCUCCCCCUCAUCCAGUCCUUCGCCGGCCGCCAAUUUGACUCUAUUUGCUGGGUAUGAGUCCCAUCACUAGCUGUAUUUAAAUUAUUCAUAAAAUUGAAUUCUCUCUCUCUCUUUAAAAAAAUAUACACCUAACUAACUCAGACAGUAUCAAAUUUACCCGCCAAAGUAGUCGGCACCCACGUGAAUCUGCCUACAGCUAGCGACACCGUACAUUGGACAAGAAGUCAAUAUGGCGUCCCAGUAACGUAACAAAUCCGCUAAGAAUGUCAAACUUUACACGCUUAUAACUUUUUAACCACUGAAUUCCUAAAGUUGAGACUUGCAUUUUUGGAUUCUCUGCAUCAAAAACUAUAGAUUCAAAAAAAAAAAGUCCAAAAUUUUGGGUCCGGUAAAGUAAAGUUCACCCGAAAAUACAUUUUACGAAGCAUUGUUGUUUUCCAAAAUAUUGGCGAGUGAUUGUGAUUGCUCACAAGUAAUCAAGAUGAUGACCAAAAUAUCAAAGUUCGUUUACUAACUUCAAAUAAAAGAAAAUUUAGCAAAAAAAAAA